AUGUUUGAGAGGCUGGUGAAAUUAAAAGAACCCCUCACAAUUGUCAUGAUAUCACUAAAAGAAGCUCCUUCAAAUCUUACACCUGAAGAAUGGGUUAUUGUUGAAGACAUUAUACCGUUGUUACGACCAUUCAAUAGCUUAAUAGUUGAGCUAUCUGCUGAGCAAUAUCCUACAAUAUCAAGAGUUGUACCUUUGAUAAGAGGAUUACAAACUUCAUUAUGCUCUAAGAGUCCAAAAACAUCAGUUGGAAGAUUUAUAAAAUCAAACUUGGUGGCGCAAGUAAAUUGGCGUUUUGAAGGUAUUGAAACACAAUCACUAUUUCCAUAUUUUUCUCGUGCAACACUUUUAGACCCGAGGUUUAAAAAAGCUGCUUUUGGAGUUGAGCAAAAUGCUUCUGAAGCUGAGAGAAGCAUUAUAUCGGAAAUAGCAAGUUUAACACAUAGGUAA
Messenger RNA from Macrosiphum euphorbiae (potato aphid), 447 nucleotides. NCBI's taxonomy places the organism in Eukaryota, Metazoa, Arthropoda, Insecta, Hemiptera, Aphididae. The record is from the annotation of a GenBank genome assembly.